AUUUGGUCCCUGCAAAGGGUAAAGGCUCCCCCUGAGGUAAAGCAGUGCUUGGGAAGGGCUGGAGCGAGGUCGCUGCUGGGGCGAGCAGCUGCAGUCGCUCUGUUGGCCUUGGGCACUUCACGGUGGGGCAGGCUGGAGGCUGAGCCCAGGGUUGUGUCUGCAGGUGGGACAGCAGUGAGGCAGUCAGGUACCCGGAGGAGAUGCCAGUCACCAGGACCAGGCUGGUGGUCCCCUAUGGCCUCACCACGCUGCUGGAGGGGGUGAGCAGGGCUGCCAUGGUGAAGCCUCCCGAGGACAUCACCGAGUUCUUCACCCUCUACUUCCAGGGGCUCGCUGCCUUCCGCAGAGAGCACCCCGGCCUGGAGCUGGCAGAUGUGGUGGAAGAGUUCGAGUACAGGUUCCUCGCUGACGCCGCGAGUGGGGCAGCGGAGGAGCCCGCGGGGCUGCCGCUCGCCGCCGCGCCCCGGGACAGCGGCCGGAGGGACAGCGGCAGCGGCGCGCAGGAGGACCAGCUCCCGGGGGGGCCCCGCGCCCGCUGCGGCUCCACGCUAACGCAGCACCCAUCGAGCACCGCUGCCCUUGCGGGGAGCGCAUCCCCCCCUGCCUCCGAGGGAGCUGCGGGCCCCGAGGGAGCGGCGCUCGCCUACGUCCCGGCCGAGCCCGCGGCGCUGGCUGCACACCUGCUAGGUAACAGCAGCUGCCCCUGCUGCCCCGGGCCCCUGCCCGCAGCCUGCCGGCCCUCAGAGGAUCCGCUCCUUCCGGCACAGGUGGCUUCUGUUGUCUCAGAUCCCUCCCUGAGGGAUGCGGCCACCAGCCUGCAGACCCUGCCCACAGCCUCCGAGCCCUCAGAGGAUGAACUCACACCAGUAGAAGGUGGUUCUGAAGUGGCUUCUGUUAUCUCAGAUCCCUCCUUGAGGGAUGUGGCCACCAGCGUGCAGACCCUGCCCGCAGGCUCCCAGCCCUCAGAGGAUGAGCUCACACCAGCAGAAGUGGCUUCUGUUGUCUCAAAUCCCUCCCUUAGAGAUGUGGCCACCAGCGUGCAGACCCUGCCUACAGGCUCCCAGCCCUCAGAGGAUGAGCUCCUACCAGCAGAAGUGGCUUCUGUUGUCUCAAAUCCCUCCCUUAGAGAUGUGGCCACCAGCGUGCAGACCCUGCCUACAGGCUCCCAGCCCUCAGAGGAUGAGCUCCUACCAGCAGAAGUGGCUUCUGUUGUCUCAAAUCCCUCCCUUAGAGAUGUGGCCACCAGUGUGCAGACCCUGCCUACAGGCUCCCAGCCCUCAGAGGAUGAGCUCACACCAGCAGAAGUGGCUUCUGUUGUCUCAAAUCCCUCCCUUAGGGAUGUGGCCACCAGUGUGCAGACCCUGCCCGCAGCCUCCCAGCCCACAGAGGAUGAGCUCCUACCAGCAGAAGUGGCUUCUGUUGUCUCAAAUCCCUCCCUUAGGGAUGUGGCCACCAGCGUGCAGACCCUGCCCGCAGCCUCCGAGCCCUCAGAGGAUGAGCUCACACCAGCAGAAGGUGGUUCUGAAGUGGCUUCUGUUGUCUCAGCAGAGGAGGCUGCUGCAGAGGGCGCUAGGUCAGAGGCAGAAGGUGCAUUGCCAGCAGCAGCAGGUGCUCACGAAGGUGCCUCUGCUGUGCCAGCAGCUGAGGCUCUUGUGGAGGCUGUCGGGUCCCUCUCAGCAGCUGGGGAGCUGAGGCUGCCAGGCAGCCCGGCUGAGGGCUCGGCCCAUGACCCUUCCGCAGCCCCCUGGUGGGAAGGACAAUCAGCAUCGCCUGCUCCAACCCGUCCACCGCCUGCUGCCAAAGAUCCCCUCUGGGCUCUGCCUUCCUGCAGCCAGGCUGAGGCUGUGGCACAGCAGUGGCCGGAGGAGCCAGAUGCAGAUGUGGAGCUCCCACCUUACCUAGAGCAGUUCCCCCAGCAAAUCCUCGUCCCCUUUGUAGAGCAAACAGCUUCUCUGCUGCAGGCUGAGCAGCCAGUAGGGACAGGCCAGGGCUCAAGUGUCACCACCUUAGUGCCUUCUGAGGACUUAGUCACCCAUCCCGAGGGAGUGGAGCCUACAGCUCAAGUGGAACCAGCUGAGCAAGCCUGUGCCUUCUCAGCUGCAGCCUCGAGGGGAGAGCAGCCACAGGCACAUCCUAACGUGUGGACCCUCUACUGCCUGACUGACCUGAGACAAGGCCAAACAUCAACACCUUCCCUUCCUCCUGCUGGAGCUGCCCCUCCUUGUGCCCAGGCCACCCUCAGCCCUCCCAGUGGGCAAGCCCAGCAGCCUGAGCUGGCAGAAGGGGCAGCUCCAACCUACGUGAUGGGAGAGCAGAGCAAGAUGGGCAAUGCUCCACCUUUCAUCUUGGUGGGCUCCACCCUUCAGAGCAGGAAGCACUGGAAACCCAUUCCCGGCUCUGCUGUCUUCACACAGCAGCACCCAGGAGCCAGGAGGAGAUUCACCAUGAUCCCAGUGCCCGUGGCCAGGCCAGCUGAGGAGGAGCUGGGCAGGGCCAGACCCCGCUGCAGCUCGGCAGGGGAGACUGCGGCAGAGCGCCGCACCCCUCGCGUCUGCGCCGUGGCCGUGCCCCUGCCCGAGCUGAUGGCAACGAGGAGAGGCUCCCAGGAUGGGGUGAAGAGGAGAGGCUGUGCCCGCAGGAAGAGCUCAGCAGUGGACUUCUCCUUGCAAUAAAGGCAG
This is a messenger RNA of Pogoniulus pusillus (Red-fronted tinkerbird), 2678 nucleotides long. RefSeq names its product calcium binding tyrosine phosphorylation regulated (gene CABYR). The record is from RefSeq and is a predicted model, not a curated record. The coding region runs from base 201 to 2672 and encodes 823 amino acids. Gene Ontology annotation, molecular function: calcium ion binding. The transcript has 5 exons. Gene Ontology annotation, cellular component: cytoplasm; sperm fibrous sheath. Gene Ontology annotation, biological process: sperm capacitation. Lineage: Eukaryota; Metazoa; Chordata; Aves; Piciformes; Lybiidae.